AUGGGCAGAGAUGCUCGCUUAGGAGGCGGCGGCUCUUCCAGGCAUCACACGUCUUCCAGGAAGAGGCACGAGCGCUCCGGUGGACCUCUCGGCGGCCUCAUGUCGCCUGCUCCUACUUACGCAAGCCACGCGUCCGGCGACCACCACAGCGCUGGCUAUGGCAUGAGCAGUGGCAGCAGGUCCCACCGCAGGCACGGCGUCUCCAGCCAACCAGAAAGUCCCUUCCCCGACGAUACUGCUGAGCGCCAGGCUUCCCGCAUUGUUCAGCUCCGGAAGAGCGCCGAGCAGCUGUUCAAGACCACACCCUGCACGGGGGCCACGUACAUCAUCAUGACACUUAUCACCUUCUGGUUCAUUGGCGUUAUCUACGGUGCGGCCAAGUUCUCGGCCGCAAGCAGCAACAUCCCAAGCGUGAAAGACCUGGACGAUCUAGGCGAUGCCAUGGUACUGAUCAGCCAUGACAAGACCGCUCAGGGGUAUCUGGUUGUGCUCGUUCUGUUCGUGUUCAGCCUGGCAUUCAUGUGGAUGUACCUUGGGGUUGUGGUGCUGUACAACACGGUAAUCAAUGAGAAGGGUCUGUGGACUUGGAUGAAGGAAGCGGAGGCUAAGAACGAGGGAGAACGGCAACUGUAUAAGGAUAAGAUGCAGCUCAAAGCCAAUAAGAUGGAGGCUGCGCAUGCACGGGGUACGCGAUGA
This is a messenger RNA of Cyphellophora europaea CBS 101466, 696 nucleotides long. RefSeq lists its product as uncharacterized. Bases 1 to 696 code for a protein of 231 amino acids. Lineage: Eukaryota; Fungi; Ascomycota; Eurotiomycetes; Chaetothyriales; Cyphellophoraceae. The transcript has a single exon. The record is from RefSeq and is a predicted model, not a curated record.